UUCAAAAAUUUCAAUAUUAAUCGAUUAAAUCCAACAGGAAGUUUAACAUCAAGAUGGGAAAGUUACUGUCAAAAAUUUUUGGCAACAAAGAAAUGCGAAUUUUGAUGCUUGGACUUGAUGCGGCUGGUAAAACAACUAUUUUAUACAAGCUCAAAUUGGGUCAGUCGGUAACUACUAUUCCAACGGUUGGAUUUAAUGUAGAAACAGUAACAUAUAAAAAUGUGAAAUUCAAUGUUUGGGAUGUUGGUGGCCAAGACAAAAUUCGGCCUUUAUGGAGACACUACUAUACAGGUACACAGGGUCUUAUAUUUGUCGUCGAUUGUGCAGACCGAGAUCGAAUUGAUGAAGCUCGAACCGAACUACAUAGGAUAAUAAAUGACAGAGAAAUGCGUGAUGCAAUUAUUUUAAUAUUUGCAAAUAAACAAGAUCUUGCAGAUGCAAUGAAACCACUUGAGGUGCAGGAAAAACUGGGUUUAACACGCAUCCGAGAUCGAAAUUGGUACGUGCAGCCAUCAUGUGGAACGUCUGGUGAUGGACUUUGUGAAGGCCUAACAUGGCUCACAUCAAAUCAUAAAUUAUGAGAUUAGAUGAAAUACCACCAUACCGCCCAAAAUAUCAGCCGCAAAUAACCAACAAACAGCAUACGCAAUAUACAACACACAAAACACAUAACAAAUAAUUCAACAAUUUAAUUCUAAUUUCAAUUUGUAUUUCGUAAAAUUAAACGGAAAGCAUGCGAGAUCGAUAUAAAUGACAAGAACGCAUUUUGUUUGAAAUGAACAACAUAAUUAAGAUAAUGUUGAGAAUUUACAAAAAAUUCGAAGCAAAUGAAAAGAAAAUGAAAUAUAAAUAAUAUUACGAAGAGAUGAAAAGACCGAAUCAAUUCACAACGUAUGUCAUACAUAACGAGGAAAGAGACACAAUUAUACGAUGAACACAUGCAUAUAAUUCUUAAACCUCCUGCGGACAGUGAUACUGAUAACAAAUACCGAACAGUAUAGGUCUCUCAGGCUCGCAGUGCAAAAUGUAUGGAAAUUAUUGAAAAAAUAUAUUAAACAUCGUUAAAUGUC
Messenger RNA from Contarinia nasturtii (swede midge), 1070 nucleotides. It is a transcript of the gene Arf51F, whose product is annotated as ADP-ribosylation factor 6. Gene Ontology annotation, biological process: intracellular protein transport; vesicle-mediated transport. The record is from RefSeq and is a predicted model, not a curated record. NCBI's taxonomy places the organism in Eukaryota, Metazoa, Arthropoda, Insecta, Diptera, Cecidomyiidae. Gene Ontology annotation, cellular component: cytoplasm. Gene Ontology annotation, molecular function: GTP binding; GTPase activity. Bases 54 to 581 code for a protein of 175 amino acids. The transcript has 5 exons.